This is a messenger RNA of Schistosoma intercalatum, 4973 nucleotides long. The record is from the annotation of a GenBank genome assembly. NCBI's taxonomy places the organism in Eukaryota, Metazoa, Platyhelminthes, Trematoda, Strigeidida, Schistosomatidae.
CGCUCAUUAUAGUUGCCGAGAAUGACCUUCAACAGUCAAGGUCCGAGUGAAAGCGACUUAGGGAAAGAUGCUAACGUUUUAAUAAUGGAGCUAAACAAAGGUUUCCAGUCGACAAAUCUUGGGAUUCAAUGCAAAACAAUUGCACAGUUUCCCUCCGUUCUUGAAAAAUAUCCUUUCCCUGUUGUUAUAAACUCUAUACUAUUAAAAAUCACUCAGAUAUUCUGCGAUGGAAAUAAUUACCUUCGUCUCUGCAUUUUGCGUGCAUGUACCGAGUGUAGAACUCACUUCAAAAAGCUUACAGUCUGUGAGGAUAUCAUCCGUAAAUUGCUACCCUUUACGGAAAGUAAUGACCCCACUGUUCGAGCUCUUACUUUACGUCUCUUUGGGAUUUUAAAUGAGAUAACUCGGGACCAUCUUGGGGUUCAUCAUGCCAUAUUGAAACAGAUAGAGUCUCAUUAUGAAGUUGAGUCAGAUGCUGCUGUUUGGGCCUGUCAUACAGUUGCACCUAUAUCCAGUGUCUUUGCUGCAAGUCUCUGUCCUAUAUUAUGUAAAAUACUAAAUAACUUGUCGGUAGAUAUGGAUACCAAGCUUAAGUUACUGUAUCUAGGAAAACAUAUGCAUCAUAAUUCUGUUGUCGCAGAAGAGAUACGUCACUGCUUGACAGCAAUGCUUGAAACCUACAAUACCACAGAUUUCGUUACUGGGAUUUUAGAUACUCUUACAGUUUUAGAAACCCGUGCUCCUUUGCAUGUCCAUGUUCAGAUCAACCUUCUUAUCAAACGAUUAUCUAUAGAGCAAAGACCUCAACUUCGUCAAAGUGUCCUUUGGAAUCUCUUAACUCUAGCUGAAAAUGUGUCACAUCACUUCGAGAAAUCCCAUAUCCUUGAGUUGAGUUCCCUUUACCAUGACGAAAACUGUAGCAAAAUGGAUAAAGCGUUAGUUUUACAAAUCUUUUAUUGCCUUACUACAUCAUUUCAUUCUGUUGAAUUUCUCACAUUACCAUCUGGAAAAGAAUCUAAUUCACUCUCACAUUAUACUCCUGUCGAUUGUAUCAAAAGUGCGCUAAAAGAUUCAUCAUCAGCUUAUCUUCUGGUUCAUGCAAUUCAAUUAGCUUGUAAACUGACGAUAUUAAAAGGUGAAAGUGAUCAAUUAAAAUACACUGACGACGAAAAUUGUGAAAUUUAUAUAGAUGAUGAUAAUAUUGGAUUUGAGUUUAAACCAGGACAAUUAAUUCAACUUCUUUUCCAUCAUUUUAAUAAUCCUAUUAACGAAGAAGCAGAAGGAACCAUAAGCAAACGAAAAGCACUAUGGUAUCUGUACGAUAGUCAAAUUCCAGUCGACGAUUUAAAGCGUAUUUAUAACCUACUUGUCGAAUUCUUCAGUACCUUUCCAUCUUAUGCAUCUCAAUUGCAUAAGAUGAACUUUCUUGAAGGUAUAAAACUUGAUGGAGCAAUUUCUACUGGUUUAUUAUGUCAAUUCUUGUGUACAAUGCAUGCUAAACUGUCACAAUUCCUAUUUCUGAAUCCUUCAAUAACAACAGUUGAUAGCGACAUGAAAUCUAUUCAACUUAAUUAUUCAAAUGUUUUGUCGAAACUGACCAAUUCUAUUCAUGAGAAUGGUUUAUCAUCAUCCACUUCUACACAAGAUUGUGUAACUUCUGUGCUUGCCACUGUUGGUUUAGUAUUUCAAUUAACUGGUGGUUCACCGUUAACACAGAGAGAACAAACAAUAUUGAUGCAUUCUGUAGCAAAAUGUUUAGGUGAAAAGAUCAGUAAUAGCGGUAGUAAUACUAGUACUGGUAGUAUUGGGUCAUCAGGUUAUCGUUUAUCACCAUGGAUUGUUUAUCAGUUAGCAAGACAGGGUAAUCGAUAUGGUCAGCAUGAAUUUGCCGGUAAACUUUACGAAAAAUUAUCCUCUUUGGCUAUAACAGAAAAAUCAUACUUUUGGUUAACUGCUCUAUCAGAAUUCAGUCAAAUGGAAUUCAAAUUGAUCAAUUUAACGAGAAACUUGGAAACAGAUGUACAACAAACAAUGUCAACAUCCAAUAUACCGAUGGAUCAAUCAACACAGCCUAUAGUAUUCACUAAAAAGUCCUGGAUUGCUAAAUUAAUUCUAGGUUUAAGAACUGCAUCGGAAGAAGCUUGUAAAUUACAAACUACCAUCAUGUGUGUUGGAGGCAGCGAUGGACGUUGGUUUCAAGCAAAGUAUAUUCAAAUAAGAAGUUUAUUGCUAAUUAAUUUAUCAAAUCUCUGUUCUACCGCAUAUCAUGCAUUAAGAAUUAAACGAUGGUCUGGUUCAAUUUUUAUGAAUCCAUCAUGUCGAAAUGAUUCAUCUCAGUUCCAAACUGCUCAAUGUGUUUCGACUAAUAAUAAUAAUGAUGAUAGUAAUAAUGUAAAUAUGAAUGCAUCAUCAAAUUUAGUCUGGCUUUCAAGUUGUAUUGAAUCGUGGAAUAAUUUAUCACAGGAAAUUUCCAAUCUUCGUGUACAAUGUUUGGAUGCUGAUCUUCAAACACAUAGACAUCUAGAAGCGUAUCCUUUAAAUAAUUAUCAGUAAUUUUCCCUGUAACAUUUUCAUAGAUUACAUAUUUUUUAAACUGUGAACAACAAAACUCACAUAGCAAAUUUCAUCUUAUUUGGUACUUGUCCGACUUUCUUAAAUGGACUCAUUAUGUCAACUGUGAUAGUAAGCGUUCACAAUAAGUUUAUUAAUACUGAUGAGUAAUCUCUUUCUCUUACAUAAUAUUUGUUUACUACUAACAUUUGUCAAGUAGAGUAAUAGUUUAAGUUUCAUUCAAAUUUUAACCAUUAGAUUGAAGCUUCGAAUUCUCCUUUAAUUUGUUUUUGAUUUAGACCAAGUGAUUAGUGUCACUAACCCUCACACCAAAAACAUGUAUGUCAAAAUACGUAAAUCUGGAUUUGUUUAGUGGACUACAUUGUUUAUUUUUUCGUUAAUUUCUCACUCCUAAAUGAACACUCCUUUGAUUAAUAUAAAAUCUUACUUUACCAUUAUCUCGUUGACUAUUUAACCAAUUAUUCUGACAGAUAGAAUUGUUCACGGAUGAUAUUCUACUUUGUGAUAAAUUCCCAAUGAUAUAAUUAAAAGUUAUGAUUAGUCGUAUUCAACUACGUUGAUAGUUUGAUAAGGGACGAUAUGAUUGAAAAUCGGUUACUGUAAUGCAAAUCUAUUCAGUGUUUAUUUUCCCUUAGAUCUCGAGUUUUAAAAUUAUGUCAUAUAUUUUAUUCUACAAAUUCAUUAUUUCUUCAUAAAUCAUAUCAUCUAUCUUUAAUAUUUCCUACCACCACUGAUACCUCUAUUAAUCAUACUACCCAAACAUUUAUUUUGGCAAUUAUAUCUCUCCGUGCUGAUAUGGUAUGGUGACUUGAAUCAGUGAGCACAUGUGCCGGGUCCUACAUUACUUAUAACUGACUGAUUAAUGUCAGUGAUGAGAUUAUAUAUUAUUAAUUACGCUGCCUAAUCAUCUUGCUAUAUAUCACAAAAAGUUGACUGAAGUUGAAAAUAUGAAUUUUCACUUGACAUAGUUUUCUGUAACAUGCUUUCUUGGAGACUUGAUGUCCUUUUUUUCUUCGGUAGUCUGGUCCACACUACUAUGAAGUUACAAACUAAAACAAAAUAUCUGUCCAGUACCAUAUAUUUUUUCCAGUGGUUCAAUGGAUAAAUGUCUAGAAUUUGUAGAUCUGAACAUGGUGGAAUGCUCAUUUUUUCUUCGUUCAUAGUUUCUUUUUAGCUUACUUCCUUAAAGCACUGUUAUGGUAGAAUAACACAGUUGGUUGAAUUUUUUAAUGAACUUCUUAGCUUAAUUGAUGGAUCUAGUUAUUCAUUAAAGUCUUCUUGUAUUGAAGAAUAUUUCUCUUCAAGACAUGAUUCAAGUUCAUUUCAUACAUACGAAUCUGAUCCAUAUGGUAAAAUUGUACCUGUACUAAGGGCAUUAAUAAAAGAGUAUUUUCCAAAUACUAAUUAUAAUACACCAUCUAUUCGUGAAUGGUUACCAAUUAUUAUAUUCAAAGUUGUUCAAUUAGCUACACACUGGCCAAGAUUCUUUUUUCAACGUUUACAAACUACUACGGUACGACUUGUAUUAUUACCAAAAGCUGGUAGUCAUCCAGAUGAUGUGUUAACUAUUAGUAAUGAUAUUUGUCAUAUGAUUCAAGUAAUGGGUGUUGUACAACAACGUAGUCGAUUAACGAAACAAACAUUAUUACGUCGUAUUACAGCUGUACAAAUAAUUAUCAAUGUGAAUGAAAUUUGUCCAGAAACAAUUAAAACAAAUCAAUUCACUAAAUUAAAUUGUAUAUUUUCAACAAAAAAGACUGCACAAUUAAAAGGAGAUUAUUUUCACUGUGAAUUUUGUAUAAGAUUUCCUCAGUCAGAAUUAAAUAAUAAUACACCAUUCUCAUCAUCUGUUGAAAAUGUCAUGAUGACAGCAGUAGGUACUCGUCAAAAUGAUCGAAUAUUUUGUAUACAUGCACAUCCUAUUUUAAUUGAUGAUCUUGGUUCGUAUUGGGAUUUAAGUGCAAAUGCUGGAGCAUCUGAUGAAAGUGUACUUGUUCGAGUGGAAUCACUUCCUGUUGGUGCUCUAUCUACGCAUACAUUGAAUCCUUCAGAUCAACAACAACAUCAUCAUCAACGUUUGGAUAGUCAAGAGAUGAAUGAAAAUCUUCAAACGAUUGGAUCUCAUCAACCUACUUCAUCAAUAUUAACAACAAAUGCAUCAUCGCAUAGUUUUCAUCAAAAACCGAAUUUUUCCAAGUCUAAAAUUGUAUCACGAUCAUUAGACGGUUGGAAAUCUCCACCGAAAAAUCGUUCAAAGAAAAUAACUAGUCAUUUAAAAUCUUCACAAUGAAAAAGAAACAUUCGAACUAACAGUAUGCUUAGACAAAAGUUGUUUUUUAAAAAGAAUACUUCAGAUUGUGUAAAUAUAUUUUGGUACUUCUGAAAUAAAAGUACAUGAUAAG